GUCUCGAUGUGGGCGACAAACUACAACCGAGACGACUUUCAACCGUUCUACUCCCCACCCCACCUCCCGGCCUACACCAUCCUCACCAUCCACGACACCACAUCAGCAGCCAAUCCACCACCACGAUGGCCGCAAAGACGGAGCCUCACGCGGGCUCGUCGUCUACCCCUACCCCCGACAACGUCAUCUACCUGCCGGAAAACCACUUCUCUGGCGAGCCGCAGCCAGUGUUCGACUACCACUCGCUCGACGGCAAGGACCCCGUGAUCUGCAUUGACAAUGGAUCACACGCUUGGCGCGCGGGCUUCUCGACUAUGGACACGCCGUACAUCGACCGGCCGAACAUCGUCUCUCGUUACCGUGACCGCAAGCUUCUGAGGAAUACGCUGCUCUUCGGCAACGAUGUCGAGGUCGACGCCAACUCGCGUUCGAAUGGACGGUGCAUGUUCGACGGGGAUAUGCUCAUCCACGGUGAUCUGAUGGAGUCUGCCCUCGACUACACUUUCCUUACCCUCGGCAUCGACAGUAGCAGCAUCGAGCAGCCCAUUGUUAUGACUGAGCGGUUAGCGAACCCCAUCUUCACGCGAGCUAUGACCUCUGAGAUCCUGUUCGAGCUCUACGGCGCGCCGGAGGUCUCUUAUGGAAUCGACUCGCUGUUCGCCUUCUCGCGACACAAGAAGCAGGACGGAUUGGCCAUUAACCUCGGCCACAACGCGAGCACCAUCAUUCCUGUGGUUGACGGCAAGGGCAUCCUGUCGCGCGCGAAGAGGAUACCAUGGGGAGGCGCGCAGGCGGCUGACUUGAUGCUCAAGCUCACGCAGCUCAAGUACCCUAGCUUCCCCGUCAAGGUCACAAACUCCCAGGCAACGUUCAUGUACCGGGAGACUUGUUACUUCUCCUCUGACUACGAGGAGGAGUUGCGGUCCUUGACGGACCCUGUGAAGAUGAUGGAACAGACCAAGGUCAUCCAGUUCCCCUUCAACCAGCCUGAGGUCAUUGAAAAGACCGAGGAGGAGAUCGCUGCCGCAUUGGAAAGGAGGCGAGAGCAAGGCAAGAGGUUGCAGGACAUGCAAGCCAAGCAGCGAGCAGAGAAGCUUGCUGCCCAGGUCGCUGAGCUUGAAGAGUACAAGACCAUCCUCGGCGAACGCUCAAAGCUGAAGAAGGCCGACUUCAUAAAGCGGGUCAGCGAGGUGACGCCGUUUGACACCGAGGCGGAACUCGAGGCAUGGGUCAACAAGACAGAGGCUGAGGUUAGACGAAAGCAGCGCCGUGCUGCUGGCGAGGAGCCCGAGCCGGAGGAGGAGCCAUCAUUCCCUCUGGUGGAUCGCCCCGACGAGGAGCUUACAGAAGAGGAGAUCAAGGACAAGCGUCGCCAGAAGCUGAUGAAGGCUGGAUGGGAAGCGCGCGUCAAGAUCCGUGAGGAGAAGAGGCGGGAGAAGGAGCGAUUGGAGGAGGAGCAGCGCAAGGAGGACGAGGAGAGGACAAACAACCUUGAGUCGUGGGCUGCCCGUCUCAAGGACGAGCAGGACGAGGUUAUUGAGCGUAUCCGCGAACGCAAAAAGCGGAGAGCACAGCUCGGUGACCGCAAGUCCGCAGCCGCUCAAAACAGGAUGAAGUCGAUCGCGUCGCUGGCUGCGGACACCAACGGCGGUAAGAAGAGGAAAAAGGGCGAGGAAGAAAAGGAUGAUGGCUUCGGUCGCGACGACUCGGACUGGGCAGUGUACCGCGAGAUCGGCGGCGAGGACGACUCUGAGGCCGAGGAGGACGACCUCGCCCAGCUCGAGAGCAUCGAGAGCCGCCUGCUCCAGUAUGACCCGACCUUCACCGACGACGACACGCUCGAGGGCAAGGUGCGCGUCAAGAAUGCGCUGCUCAACGCCUUCGUUCGCGGUGGAACGGACGGCCGGUACGACUCCGAGUCGAUGGAGCAGAGCUACCAGAUCCACCUCAACGUCGAGCGCAUUCGUGUGCCUGAGACAUGGUUCCAGCCAGCAAUGUUUGGUAUCGACUCUGCUGGCCUGGGCGAGGUCGCUGGCUGGCUCAUGAACGGCUUUGAGGACGACGUGCGGAAGCGAAUCAUGCAGGCGGUCGUCCUUACAGGAGGCUCGACCAAGCUUCCUAACCUCCUCCCUAGGAUGCGCAACACGCUCACACCGGUGCUUCCAUUCCGAGAACCGCUCAAGAUUCUCGGAGCGGUGGAUGGAGGUGACCCCAGGCUUGAGGCAUGGCGUGGUAUGGCCGAGUGGGCGUCGAGCGCGGAGGCCAAAGCGUCCAGGGUCACACGAGCCGAGUAUGACGAGUAUGGUGGGGAGUGGCUCAAGGAGCAUGCUUGGGGCAACGUUGCCAUCUAGACGUG
Messenger RNA from Vanrija pseudolonga, 2356 nucleotides. It is a transcript of the gene arp5, whose product is annotated as Actin-like protein arp5. Gene Ontology annotation, biological process: regulation of DNA-templated transcription. The record is from RefSeq and is a predicted model, not a curated record. Gene Ontology annotation, cellular component: cytoplasm; Ino80 complex. Lineage: Eukaryota; Fungi; Basidiomycota; Tremellomycetes; Trichosporonales; Trichosporonaceae. The transcript is spliced from 11 exons. The coding region runs from base 126 to 2351 and encodes 741 amino acids.